Chanos chanos (milkfish) is the source of this 1380-nucleotide messenger RNA. RefSeq names its product 5'-nucleotidase domain containing 1 (gene nt5dc1). The record is from RefSeq and is a predicted model, not a curated record. NCBI's taxonomy places the organism in Eukaryota, Metazoa, Chordata, Actinopteri, Gonorynchiformes, Chanidae. Bases 1 to 1380 code for a protein of 459 amino acids. The transcript has 12 exons. Gene Ontology annotation, molecular function: 5'-nucleotidase activity.
AUGAGUGAAUAUUUCUCGCUCUUCGAUUGUGAUGUGAUAGGUUUCGAUUUAGACCACACACUCUGUCGGUACCAUUUGAAGGAGACCUCUCGGCUAAUCUACGAGAGCUUUGCCAGAUAUUUGGUGGAACACAAAGGCUAUGACAAGGAUCUGCUGAAUUUAACCCCCGCAACAUGGGAUUUCUGUUUUAAGGGCCUUGUGGUGGACCUCGAGGAUGGAAAUCUAGUUAAAUUAGCAGAAGAUGGAACUGUUUUAAGAGCCACCCAUGGAACACAUGAUCUCAGCACAGAGGAGAUUAUAAAACAUUAUGGCCCAAAGAGGGAGUGGAAGCAUUUCAAUAGCCUCAAUACCUCAUACACUCGAUCCGCCAAGUACUAUUUCUAUGACAAUUAUUUUGACCUUCCCGGAGCCCUUCUGUGUGCAAAAGUAGUGGAUAUGUUGCACAAGAGAGGUAAUGAGGUGACAUCUGACUUUUGGAAAGACAUGGUUGCGGCCAUUGACCACAACUACAACACAUCUGCAUUCAGGGAGGAUGCGGGCACUUAUUUCCCAAAUGUGAAGAGGAACCCAGGCCGUUAUCUGCAGCCCUGUUCGGACUCAGUUAAGAACUGGCUCCGUAGCAUGAAGAAUGCCGGCAAGGUCCUACUCCUCAUCACUAGCUCUCACAGUGACUACUGCAGACUGGUGUGUGAACACAUUCUGGGAAAGGAUUUUGAGGAGCUGUUUGACGUCAUCAUUACCAAUGCUUUGAAGCCUGGCUUCUUCUCCUUGGUACCACAACAAAGGCCCUUCAGGAUCCUGGUGAAUGAUUUGGAGGAUAGUGAGGGCCUGCCAUCUCUGGACAAACCUGGUUGGUACUCUCAAGGCAACUGGCCCCAUCUACACGAGCUGCUCAAGUCCAUGACCGGAAAGCCCGAGCCUAAGGUGGUGUAUUUUGGGGACAGCAUGCGUUCGGACAUGUUCCCAGCCAGCAGCUAUGGGAAGUGGGAGACUGUGAUGAUUGUGGAGGAGAUGGAGGGCGAGGGCGUGCCCAGGAGCAACCCAGCCAAAGCCAGUGAGGCCCAUGCGGAGCCCCUGGAGAAGAGGGGAAAGUUUGAAGACCAGGGCAUGAAAACCCCCUCAGCAGUGUCAGAGCAGUGGGGUUCAUAUUUUGUGGAUGUGUAUCGCAGUGGUGGAGGUGAGGAGGAAACUCAGAAGCUCACUUGGUGUUGCCAUAGCAUCCAUACCUAUAGCACCAUGGCAAUUCCCAGUGUGGAGGCCAUAGCAGAUCUCCCUCUGGACUAUAAAUUCCCAAGGUUCUCCCCUGAGAAGCCCUGUACCACAGGAUAUUACCCAAGACCCCCAGAUUCCCUACUGAAGAGAGUCCAGAGCCAGCCUUGA